UGCUCGUUUCCAGGGCGGUGUACCGGCGCCCUCAAUGUAAACAAUCAUUUUUAAAGCUCCACGUAACUAACCCGAAAUAAACAGUAUUUAGUCAAAGGUUUCUACUGUGGGAAUUUAAAGCAGGAGGAAACUAAGAAAGGUCCUUACAUGAUCUAAUGUUUUAUUUACGAUGUUCAAGGAAGCGUUUCCGUUUCCGUGUUUGUGUUUGUGUGGAGUUUAAAGAUGUCAUAAUUCACACACAAGCAGUCCGACUGGGACUAAGGCGUCACAACCGUCCUUAAUCAUCAUCAUCAUCAUCAUCAUCAUCAUCGUCAUCAGUCUGGUGCUGUGUGUCAGUGUCAGCAGUCUGAAAGGAAGUGGUCUGACUGUUCCUUUUGAUCCUAUUAUUCCGGAGUAUUCCUGUUAUUCCGGAGUAUUCGAGCUAUUCCGGAGUUUUCGAGCUAUUCCGGAGUAUUCCUGUUAUUCCGGAGUAUUCGAGCUAUUCCGGAGUAUUCCUGUUAUUCCGGAGUAUUCCUGUUAUUCUGGAGUGUUCCCAGUGUUUCCGGCGUGAUGGAUGCUCCGGUCCACAGCUGGCCAUGUUCGUACUACGUUAACGGUGAUAAGCGCUGGGUAAGUGGUCGUCUGACUCUGACCUCAAGUGCCGUCCGCUUCAAUCCGUCGUCAGGCGGAGACAGCAGCGCAGUUCUCCUGCUCCCUCUGUCCCGUGUCACCCACAUCAACACCGAGUCGUCCUGCUUCAUCUUCAGUGCCGUCACCCUGCAGGAGCGAGAGGGCCAAAAGCACUGGUUCUCAUCAUUAAAGCCGAGCGCCGGAGCCGUGUUCCACGUCCUGCAGCACUUCUGGAAAGAGACGCUCGCCCUGCACACACACUCCACACACACUCCACUCAGUCGUGGCCAGAGACUCAUCAGCAUGGUGAGCAACUCCCAACACGCACUCACACACACCGGCCAGGUGCUGAGUCAGCAGGGAGAACAGUUCCACCACAUGAUUCACCAGCUCGACAAGAUGGAGACUGACCUGGGUGUGGCCGACAGGUUGCUGUCGGAGCUGGAGUCUCCCGCAUGGUGGCCAUUCGGUAAGUUUCCCUGGAACAAGAAAUGCCAACCAGAGCUGGGUAAAGCUGAAGAUAAAGCUUCGCCCGCUGAAGGUGCCACUAGAUCUUCUAAAGAGAUCCUGAGUGUGCCGGUUGUGUUUUACCGUGGUGGUGACAUCAAUGCCUCCAAUGUAAAUUCCGGUGCUCUGGUGUUGCUGGUCUCCUCCCUGGAGGUGCGCGAGGUUAGCGGCCGGCUGGUUCAUCGCUUCCACAAACAAGAAGUGGAUGAGAUCCGUGUGCACGGCGUUUGUGACAUCAGCGUACGACAGCGCCACAUCGGAAAACCAGAUGUGUGUUUCAGGCUGCUCUCGGCCAAGAUGGCAGAAGUGCUGUGUGUCCUCGAAGUGCAGUACAAGCAGAAGGUGGAGUUUGCCAGGGAUUACUCAGGGUUCCAGGCCACGCCUAGUGAUGACAUCACACCAGGAAGUUUGUCGUUCUGGGGUGCAGGAGCGAGUUCAGACUCAGAUGUUCCUGUACAGCUUCCUGCAGGAGAUCUGACUCCAGUGCAGCUCCAUGUUCAGCAGAACGCCGUGAGCCAGGAGGAGGCGCAGGAGCUCAAACAGAUGCUGCUGCAGUUGAAGUCUCUGGCUCUGGAGGCAGACAGUGAGCUGCAGCGUCAGGACGAAGCCCUAGACGUGCUGGUGUCCUCUAGUGACCGCGGCACAGCGACCAUCAGCGCACACACACGCAGGAUCAGGAAGCUGCUCUGACCUUCAACACCACCACCAUCAUCAUCACCAUCAUCAUCAGUAACCCAUGUGAGCACAGUACAUCAGCUUUGAGCAGUGAGACGGACAGAUGUGUCCCCACAGACUGGAUUCUGUAUAAAGAGAGAUAGCCUGCAUAACUCCCCCCCCCCCCCCCUCACACACACACACAGCUAAUUCAUUGUGUAUGACAUAUUAAUAUAUAUAUAUUUAUUUAUUCUCCUGCACAAAGUGUGACCAGUACAGUAACACACAGCAUGCAUAAACUCUUCACUCUGUGUGUGAGUGUGUGUGUGUGUGUGUGUGUGUGUGUGUGUGUAGUUAUUGUAAAACAGGAGAGAGACACUGACACACCUGACACAGGUAUAUUAAACACUACAACAAUGAGGAAUAAGGACCUGGAGCAUCUAGGGAUCGGGGCUGAGGGGCAGAUGAAGUGUCGCUGGUGUUCGGUCCCACGAGCGAGUCUGUCAUGUUCGAUUCCCUCUCAGUCAGCUGCUAAAAUUCAACAGCCAAUCAGAGCGUUUUGAACGAAUCGUCGUGAUUUGCAUAAACAUACGCUCAUGUUAUCAGAUAUCAGGUUUCACUAGACGACUUUAUUUGCACAAUUCUGCUUGUAUCGAAGGUUGCGGUUAAGGGGCGGAGUUUACGAUGUUGUCUUUUAUAUUCCGUCGUGUGUUUGUUUGGGUUUGAUCGAAAUCCAUCCAGACCCGUGUUACUCCUCUAGAUUAAUAAAUAUGUAUGAGAUCAGGUUACCAUGGCAAUUUCCUGGAUGUAAAGCAUCUCACUGUACUGUACAUAUGUAUGUGUGUCACGACAAUAAAGGGUGUUUCUUUUUAAAUAAAUACGAAAACGGUUUA
Molecule: messenger RNA, 2663 nt
Organism: Tachysurus fulvidraco (yellow catfish)
Lineage: Eukaryota; Metazoa; Chordata; Actinopteri; Siluriformes; Bagridae
Gene: snap47
Product: synaptosome associated protein 47
Exons: 6
Coding region: 550-1806 (418 amino acids)
Biological process (GO): exocytosis; synaptic vesicle priming; synaptic vesicle fusion to presynaptic active zone membrane
Cellular component (GO): SNARE complex; plasma membrane
Molecular function (GO): syntaxin binding; SNAP receptor activity
Source: RefSeq, a predicted model, not a curated record